CAAAAUAGUGUCACGCCCACACAACUCGCACCAGCACGUUGUGUUUUCUGUUUGUGCUUACGUUCAUUUCAGAUUAAACCUAAUUUAUUAUCCAUUAAGUUCAUUCACACGAGUGAUAUCCAGAUUAAUUGUACACACGAAACUACACUGCCAUGAGGAACCGUGAACUUGCGAAUCAAGAUGCUGGUCAAAAGAAGAAGGGAUUUGACAAGAAAAAAUGGCGAGAACGUCAUUACAGCCACAAAUUUAAAGUUCAACAAUUUGACGAUCGAAGAAAGAAGAAGGUGUUAAGGAAAUACUAUAGGGAAUUGAAGCAUAUUCAAGGGGAACCUCAAGACCCCAAAGCAUCAACAAGCGAUUUCAACCAUCCUAGCCAGCGACAGCCAACGCAGCAGAAGAAAAUGAGUGCAACACAAAAAGCAAACUUGGAAUUCGAGAGGAUAAAACAGCAGAAACUAGAUCGGAAAGCUGAACUUGAGAGGAAAAAAGCCGAGAAGGAACAAAAGCUGAAGGAGUACAGAGAGAAGAAAGCUGAAAGGUUCAAAAGACUUUCAAAGAAAACUAAAAAGGGUCAGCCUGUUAUGAAAGACAGACUUGAAAUGCUUCUAGAGAAAAUCCAAAAACAAUGUCGAUAAAAUAAACAGAAGUAUGAAGCAUAUAA
This is a messenger RNA of Cloeon dipterum, 661 nucleotides long. RefSeq names its product thyroid transcription factor 1-associated protein 26. Lineage: Eukaryota; Metazoa; Arthropoda; Insecta; Ephemeroptera; Baetidae. Gene Ontology annotation, cellular component: nucleus. The coding region runs from base 153 to 635 and encodes 160 amino acids. The transcript has 4 exons. The record is from RefSeq and is a predicted model, not a curated record.